CGACUUAAGUUUGAGACCCACUCAAAGAAAUACAUAAGAAUGGCGGGGGCAGUGGAUUUACAACUGCCGCCUGGUUUCAGAUUCCAUCCUACUGAUGAUGAGCUUGUGAUGCACUACUUAUGCAGGAAAUGUGCUUCCCAGCAAAUUGAUGUUCCGAUUAUUAAAGAGCUCGAUCUCUACAAGCACGAUCCCUGGGAUCUGCCUGGUUUGGCUUUGUAUGGAGAUAAGGAAUGGUAUUUCUUCUCACCGCGAGAGCGGAAAUACCCCAACGGUUCGAGACCCAACCGGGCUGCGGGGUCAGGCUACUGGAAGGCUACGGGGGCAGACAAGGCUAUCGGAAGUCCGAAGACGGUUGGAAUUAAGAAGGCGCUUGUGUUUUAUGCCGGAAAACCGCCCAGAGGUCAGAAAACUAAUUGGAUCAUGCAUGAGUACAGGCUAGCUCAGGUCGAUCGAUCGGCUAAGAACAAAAAUCAACGUGGCUCAAAGUUGGAUGACUGGGUUCUCUGCCGAAUCUACAACAAGAAAGGCAGUUUAGAAAAGCACAAUGCCAACAGAGCAGCUGCCAACGAUAUGGCUUAUCUCGACACAUCGGAUUCCGUGCCGAAGCUUCACACCGAUUCAAGUUGCUCGGAACAAGUGGUGUCAACCGAGUUGCGUGAAGUAGAAAGCCAACCAAAGCUGGAGAGCACUACCCUGGAGUAUCCACAUAAUUACAUGCCUGCCCCUGCCGAUUUUAUGCUAAGUGCCCCCCGCCAGCCGCCUCAGCCGCAAUCUGCGACUUCUACUUAUGAAAUGGCACAGUGGCAAGACGUGUUCAUGUACCUACAGAGAUCACUUUAAGUGCUUUUUCUCUUUUGUGGGAUUCUAGUUGUUUUUUCUCGUAUGUUUUUUGUUCAAAGUGUUGGCACAUGUGACAGGAGACAGGUCAAGUUGAUGAGAGUGCAAGUGCCUAACUAUGCAGUUGUAUCGUUCGCUAGAUAAUAUAAGAUCGUUUCUUUAAGCUA
Messenger RNA from Daucus carota subsp. sativus, 1004 nucleotides. Its product is annotated as NAC domain-containing protein 2. Gene Ontology annotation, biological process: regulation of DNA-templated transcription. Lineage: Eukaryota; Viridiplantae; Streptophyta; Magnoliopsida; Apiales; Apiaceae. The record is from RefSeq and is a predicted model, not a curated record. Bases 40 to 840 code for a protein of 266 amino acids. The transcript is spliced from 3 exons. Gene Ontology annotation, molecular function: DNA binding.